Aplosporella prunicola CBS 121167 is the source of this 2503-nucleotide messenger RNA. RefSeq lists its product as uncharacterized. Bases 382 to 2214 code for a protein of 610 amino acids. The transcript has a single exon. Lineage: Eukaryota; Fungi; Ascomycota; Dothideomycetes; Botryosphaeriales; Aplosporellaceae. The record is from RefSeq and is a predicted model, not a curated record.
CACUCGCACGGCCAUCCUUCACUCGCUCGCUUUCCCUCGCACCCUUGACUCCGUGCCACGGAGCUACCUGAGUUGUUGCAUAGCCAUGCCCUCUAUACUACGGGCACUCCGUCAUCGGCCCUGCCUGCCGUCGUCUGGUGCCAGCAGUGCUGCUGACGCGGCCACUCAUCUUCGAGAGUACGGCCGAUAAGCGUGGUGAUACAAGACCAAUGGUUGUCUCCCCAGAGCCGCGCGAAAGGAUCAAUCCCUAGUCCUAGCUUAGAGUGCAAUGGCGAGAUGUUUCUCUUUAUAUUCUUCUCUUACGUCUCCCUCUGUUGCCUUUAAAAGACCUUGCUGCUUCCUGAUUGCUCGCUCACCCUUGCAGCACAUGGUUUGUUCAUGAUGUUUCGUUUGCUUUUUGUCCUGGCCUCGGGCCUAUCCGUCUGUACGGGCCAACUGGAGACGACCUUGUCCAAAGCCGACUUUAGCAAUUCCUCGAUCGCCGACGAUAAUGCCAACCACAUAUUCAACGCACUCCAUUCUUCUCUGAGGCAAUGGGGCUCUUCCUUGGACCACAACGGCAUGUCCUUCUUCUUGGCCUCGGUGCCUGAAGGUGCUCAAUUCUACCACGGUACUUCUUCCAACAAGUCCGUCACGGGAAUGGAAUGGCUAGCGUUCGAGCCGGAGCAUGCUCUGGUGUUCGCUCGACCUCAUCCAAAGCAUCCACCUGGAAAGGGCCCAGGAAGGGGUCCUCCCGGCAGGGGUCCUCCUGGACGACGUCCCCAUGGGGAAGGGCCCCCAGGAUAUGGACAUGGGCCUCCACCAGACGGCAGAGGCCACCAUGCUCGCCCGAAACUUGAUUACCAUCCAUCAGACAGGAAUCAUCCCAAAGACAGCGACAGCCAAGAACCUAUGCAUAAACGAAAGCUCAGAAAAGCAGACUCCAACUCCGCAGGUUACCUCCACACCUACAGGACCACGCACUCACUCUCUCUCCUCUAUAUCGACGGCAUGUCUGCAGGCAAGACUCAAAAAGGUACUCUUGAUUCCACGGAUGCUGUCUUGCUCAAUGUGAACCCCGACGAGCACAACCGUAGGAUGUGGGAUUACGAACGUGCCGAGGGCCUUUGCAAACUUGCCAACGAAGAAUGGGGUGGCCGUGUAGAUGGCUUCCUGCGCAUGGAGAUGGGGUUCGAGAUCAUUCUCUGCGACUUCGAGAAGCAUCUUCACCUUGAACGUAUGACGCAGACAUCUGCCGGCAGGAUGGACCCUGGUUCCUUCGUGGACAUUUCUUACUACCGCGCUGUCGCCUCCCGGUUCGAUGGCAUUGGAGGUGGACGCGCACAGGUCAACUACGAGGACUUCGUGACAGCCUUCGCAUACGACAUCGACUUGUUUAAGAGCGAUGAACACCCUCGUUUGCAAAAUGCAUCCAACACAACCAUCUCCCGCAUCCGCGACGACGUUACGCGGAUGGUGUUUUCCGGUCAAUUCCCCCACGUUCGCGACCAAGCCGGCCUUCCGGCACGGGACUGGCAGGCUAUCGUGGACGAGAUCGUUAUGCGCUAUAGCGGCCGUCUGGAGUACCUCAGCUCCGAAUCUGUCGACUCUUUCAAGACGUUCCAAGCCGAGGUCGAAGCGCUGUUCCGCCCUUUCAUCGACUACAGUGCGCGCGACGCCACUGCUGAAGCCCUUCGCUGCUCCACGCAGUUCACGCCCGCCUACACAGGCGUCUCACUCGCCGCUCGCACCGCCCACAACGUCGCUCACAGCAUCUGCAAGGCUUUGACCAGCGCUUCCGCCGCCUCUGACCUCGCCGCUGCGCAAACAGAGAUUAGGGAGCUCGUGAGCUAUCUGCAGUGGACGACUUGGAAAAAGUGCCAAGGCUGCGGUAUCAACCAAGUGUGUUUUAUCCCCAUCUGGCCGGUGGGACGCACCCAGGACUGGGAGAACCCGCAGUGCCAGAGCAAGCUGCCUAGCUCGAGAGAGGAUUCCUAUUGGGGUGGCUUUGGAGGACCGCCUCCCCCACCCAUGAAUGGGGGAUACGGUGCGAUGGACGAUUUCGAAUACCCGCCGCCUCCGCCUCCGCCAGGGCACGGCCCUAUGGAUGGCUUUGGGCAUCCUCCUCCUCCACCGCCACCUAGGCACGGCGAGAUGGAUGACUUCGAGUAUCCUCCACCUCCACCUCCACCUGGACACGGUCCGAUGGACAGAUUCGGUCCCGGGCGCCACUAGGCGAGGAUUGAAGCGACCGACGAAGAUCCAAAAGUAAUUUAGGUGAGCAUGUUUGGUGCGCGAAGAUCAUAGCUCCCGCCGCCAAGACCGUUUCGCUAGCAAGUAGUGCGCAAGUUUAGUUUAGAUAUCCCAUGUUAUUGUACCAUAGUUGAAUGUUUGAUCAUCCACCCACACUUGGCAGAAUUUCCAUUUCGCUCGAUCUUCUCUCGCCAGUAAAUGUAUAAAAAUAACGCACGCACAUGCAAGCGGCCGCGUCUUUGCUUCAAAAUCAAAGUUCUGUCUGUCACCG